AUGUCCGGAACCGGUGCGAUUUUCCUCGCGAUUGUUGUUGAUGAGUCCGUUGCGGAUGACGAGCUGGACUCUCUAGAGUCGAUGUACGACAGUCACGAUAUGAGCCUCACAGCCAUCCGACCAUGGAACUGCUCCUUCGACGUCAAUGAGCAGCAUUUUGCCAUCAUCCGCGAUCUAGUCGACUACUCUACUCGCGACACCCAGUGGGCUGUCAUCAUCGACGACGAUACCUUCUUCCCGUCCCCAUAUUCGAUUACACAACUCUUGGCAAGCUACGAUCCAACCGUGCCGACAUACAUCGGGGGCCUCACCGAAAGCCCGGGGGCAGUGGAAUACUUUGGCGUCAUGGCCUACGGGGGGGCUGGCGUCUUCAUGAGCAUGCCCCUGAUGCAGCAGCUCGAUUCUCGCGUGGAAGACUGUCUUGCCGAGAGCCUCACGCGAGAAGGUGACGGACUAUUGAGCAACUGUAUACGCAAUCAUACGCAGACGGAUCUGACGGCCAUCCCCGGGCUGUAUCAGCUCGAUAUGAGGGGGGAUUUGAGCGGGUUUUACGAAUCAGGCGUAUUCCCACUGAGUCUGCAUCACUGGAAGUCAUGGCACCAGGCCCCGGUGGACAAGAUGGCCAAGAUUGCCGAUUUCUGCGGAGAUUGCUUCCUGCAACGAUGGAAGUUCGACGGGGACACGGUUCUCGCCAACGGAUACAGCAUCAGCGUGUACCAAGACGGCAUAAGCCAAGAGGAUCUGGAUGCCAUCGAGGGAACAUGGGAAGCGGCCAUGGGCUACGAGGCCACCAUGGGCAAGAUGAGAGGAAAGACGGAGGAGGGCAAGAAGAAGAGCUACCGCCUCAUUGACGCCGAAGAGGUGGACGGCAACUUGCGGCAGGUGUUUCUACACCACGGAGUUUCGGACUUGGAUUACGACGGCGAGGAGGAGGCAAUGGAUGAGAUUGUGGAGAUUUGGUGGGAGUGGACGCGAGACUGA
Trichoderma aggressivum f. europaeum is the source of this 981-nucleotide messenger RNA. RefSeq lists its product as uncharacterized. The transcript has a single exon. NCBI's taxonomy places the organism in Eukaryota, Fungi, Ascomycota, Sordariomycetes, Hypocreales, Hypocreaceae. The record is from RefSeq and is a predicted model, not a curated record. Gene Ontology annotation, molecular function: acetylglucosaminyltransferase activity. The coding region runs from base 1 to 981 and encodes 326 amino acids.